Hypanus sabinus (Atlantic stingray) is the source of this 5366-nucleotide messenger RNA. RefSeq lists its product as uncharacterized. The record is from RefSeq and is a predicted model, not a curated record. Lineage: Eukaryota; Metazoa; Chordata; Chondrichthyes; Myliobatiformes; Dasyatidae. Bases 4102 to 4710 code for a protein of 202 amino acids. The transcript is spliced from 6 exons.
AAAAUUGGAUUUAAAAAUGUUAAUAGUUCAAAUAUUUAUUUAUGCACAAACAUGCUUCUUCCUAAAGUCUUAGAAAACUCAGAACCAAUACAAAGCCUUCCCCUCCCCACACAGCACAUAGUUUGCAUGUUCUCCCUGAAACUUGCGAAGUUUUCUUAGGGUUUUAGGGGGUCUUGCCUUCCUCUCACCUCUCAAAGAUGACCUAACGAAUAGGUCAAUUGGCCACUGUGAAUUGCCCCUGGUGUGUAGAGAUGAGUGGUAGAAUCUGAAGUAAGUCGAUGUGGUCGAGGGAAAGUAAUGACUCGGGCCUGUUUCUGUGCUGUAUAAAUAUCACAUGUCACCCGAGACCAAUAGAGACGUAAACCAGACAGCAUUCAACAAUCAUCUUAUUCUACAUUUUAAUCUAAUAGAAAUAGAUGAGUUGGGAAAUAAAACUCAACAUCUGGCAACGUGGAACACAGCAGGCCAGGCAGCAUCUUUAGGAAGAAGUACAGUCGAAGUUUCGGGCUGAGACUCUUCAGCAUCUGCAGAUUUCCUCGUAUCUGGCAACGUGCUUGAACUGUUGGAUGAAUUUUUAUAAAUAUGUGAUAUUCGUGCCUCCCAUUUAGAUGAAAAUAUUGGGCUAACAUUCUGCAGGAUACUCACUUUCCCACAAUGUUAUCACUAGCUUGGUUGCGUGAACUUUAUCAGAUCGAAACAGAUGGCUUUAGGUCAAAUUUCAGACAUCCUCAGUAAAUGGUGACAGCUCUAAAUCUUGGGUUGACGUCCAGCAAGGAUACUGGUCUGCCUGGUGACAUGGCUGCCCCAAUCAAAAACAGACAGGGAUUUUUCCAUCUUUGGUAAUAAUGCAUCCAAAAAAGUACCUUGAACGCAACUGAGGAAAGCACAGGAAUCAUCUAGCAAUUCUCAGAGCUCACUAUUUGUGAGAGUUUAAAUCUGCCCAAAAAAAGAUCUCAACAGACAAUGUACAUCUUGCUCUCUGCAGAUAUGCUUCUCAAGUGCUCACUGCUUUAAACAAGCUAUCUUUUUUAAAAUGAAAAAAAUUCUGACUUUGAAUUCAGGCUAGCUUCCUACAAGGGCAACAGAGCUGAACACUGCUUUAGAAAUAAAACUGAAUGCCAGACAGAAAUUUUACUCUUAUAAUUUAUAUCUUAUCUGCGAAUUCACUAACCAAGUAACUUUUAUAAAUGUUUGACGUAAAAGCCAUUCAGUGUAAAUAAAUACAGGGAGAGAUUUACACACUUAUGCAGUGGCUCCAAAAUCAUUUUAUGGUGUUUUUUUAAAAUACACACACCAAGUGUCAAAGAAGGAUAAAUACAACAUUCGAAAGGGAGAACACCACAUUUCUUGUUAUGGUGGUUGCAAUGGAGAAUUAACAAAUCAAUCUACUUACAAGAUGCAAAAUUACUAAUGUUAAACAAUAUGUAUUUCAUUCCAAAUUCCAUUCAAUCCAGAAAAUUAGUGUAGCAUAAUUUAAAUAUAUGAUUUAAUAAUCACAAUUCAGCAUCUCUCUUGGGUUAUUUUAAAAUAAUCUUUCUGUAAAAUAUGAAAGUUAAAAACAAUGGUAAUAAAUUUUGCACCGUAUUUUAUUCACCCAUAAGCCAUUUCAGAUUUACUCAAACAAUUUACAAGUAACCCACAUUGCUGAGUUCAAUUAUUGCUUGUUACAUUGUGUCUGCUGUUACAUCUUAUUUAAACAAUUCAGUCAGCACCCUGCAAGUUUUUAAAAAUUUGUUUCGAUAAAAAGGAUUUCUAUUUGUUAAAAAUAUCAUGUAGGCCCUUAACAUUUUGCUGAACAUUUUCCACUAUUUGCUGGGAAAACUUCACCGUCAAAUAGAAUUCAUAUCAGAUGUCAACUGGAUGGUUAUCAGCAAACUGAGAUGCAAAGCAAUUCAGUGCCUCGGAGAAUGAUAAAUUAGAAAAGCAAAGCAGUUUAUACUGUCAGCUGAACUUUGCAUUGAAUCAUUACAUUCUGACAGCACUAAUCCUAUUUUUCCUUUAACAGCGAAGUUUAAAAGAAAUAUGUACAGCUAUCAUUUUAGUCACAAGACAUGUAUAAUUAAUUUUUUUAUUUUGGAUCACUUAUGCUACAGAUCAGUUUGUUAGGUCCCAAUCACAAUUUCUUGACUGCUAGGCAUUGGGAGAAAGUUCCCUGGGGUGGCUAUCUCUAAUAUUCUUUCUCCAAGAAUGUCAGUCAUGGAGUUGAAUACAGAUGGAGGAAACAAAGCAGGGAGAAAUGGCUGAAGCAUCUCUCUUCUUCAAAAGCAAUGGACAGCGAGAGUUUAAACAUGUACAAAGAAGCUGGAUGAACUCAGCAGGUCGGGCAGCAUCCGUUGAAACGAGCAGUCAACGUUUCGGGCCGAGACCCUUCGUCAGGACUGAAGGAGGAGGGGGCAGGGGCCCUAUAAAGAAGGUGGGGGAGGGUGAAAGGUGCCAGGUGAAAAACCAAUCAGAGAAAAGAUCAAGUGGUGGGGGAGGGGAAGCAGGGAGGGGAUAGGCAGGAAAGGUGAAGAAGAGGAAAGCACUAUGGGUAGUAAAAGAAGACAGAAUCAUGAGAGAGGUGAUAUGACAGCUAGGAGGCAGAGUGAAAGUGGGAUGGGGAAAGGGAGAGGGAGGGAACUACCAGAAGGUGGCGAAUUUAAUGUUCAUGCCAAGGGGCUGGAGACUACCCAGAUGGUAUAUGAGGUGUUGCUCCUCCAACCUGAGUUUGGCCUCAUCAUGGCAGUAGGGGAGGCCAUGUAUGGACAUAUCCGAAUGGGAAUGUAAAGCAGAGUUGAAGUGGGUGGCAACCGGGAGAUCCUGUCUGUUGAGGCGAACGGAGUGGAGGUGCUCGAUGAAGCCGUCCCCAUCUGUGUUGGUUCUUGCCGAUGUAGAGGAGGCCGCACCGGGAGCACCAGAUGACCCCAACAGUCUCACAAGUGAAGUGUUGCCUCACCUGGAAGGACUGUUUGGGUCCCUGAGUGGUGAUAAGAGAGGAGGUGUAGGGAUAGGUGUAGCACUUAUGCUUGCAGGAGUAAGUACCAGGUGGGAGAUCUGUGGGGAGGGACUUGUGGACAAGGGAGUCGCGGAGGGAACAAUCCCUGCGAAAAGUGGAGAGGGUAGAGAGGGAAUGAUGUGCUUAGUGGUGGGGUCCUGUUGAAGGUGGCAAAAGUUGCAGAUAUGCUGGAUCCGGAGGCUGGUGGGGUGGUAGGUGAGGACAAGGGGAACACAGUCCCUGUUGUGGUGACGGGAGGAUGGGGUAAGGGCUGAAGAGCGGGAUAUGGAGUGUUUAAACAUCUGUGGAACUUCCUGGCACCGAGAGUUGUCGAGGCAAAGUCACUGGGUACAUUUAAGGCAGAGAAUUAUAGGUUCCUGAUUGGCAUGGGGGUUAAGGAUUACAGAAAGAAAGCGAAUAUGGCUGAAAACGUCAGCCAAGACUGAAUGGCAUUGCAAACUCGAUGGGCCAAAUAGCAUAACUUUGCUCCUAUAUCUUAUGGUAUAUUUAAGGUAGAAUGGACGAAUGGGUUAAAUGUUACCAGUUGAAGGAGUUGAAGCAACCAUCAGAUCAGAAAUAAACUUAAUCAUGCAAUGGUCGUAUAUGUUCUGCUCAAAUUAAUUUAUACUCGCACGGCCUGGAAAUACCACAACAGAAGGAUGGGGACCAAAGGACAAUGGACUGAGGCCAGGGAGAAGGCUGUACGGGACUGCCGAACUGGAAUUCAUCGCCGCCCCGAGGCCGAGGGCUCCGCACGGCAGCUGGAGGGGAGGGGUUUAACGUGAAGGCAGCGAGGCGACGGCCGACGUUGGCGCGGCUGCAGGUUCAGCGCCGCCCGAGCUCCGCCGCUCCACGACCCAACCCGCCAUGGCGUCACUUCCGACGGUCCGAGAGCCCCCGCAACAGGCCGCCGGCGACCGAGGAGGAGCGGGCCUAGGCCGGGGGCUGCCGUGCUCACCUUGGUGUCGACAUCAGCCAGGCAGUCUCUGCGGAACUCGUCAAACAGGCCGCGAUUCUUCAGAUUAUGUAUCGCAUUGAACUGCUGCUGCUAAGUUAACAGAUCUCAUGCCACAUGCCGGUGAUAAUAAACCUGAUGCUGAUUAAGUGGGAAAGUAAAACAUACCAGGAUGAUGCUGUCAGAACUGGUUCUUUUCAGACUAUUGAUGGUGACUGACUCAAGAUUGAAUGUUCAGGAUGAGGUGUGUCAGGGCCAGGCGCAUGACCGAUGCUAUGGCGUCUGUUGUAGAGCAGUUCCGUCAGAAAGCAUGUUGCGAGCCAGAGAACCAAAGGCUGUGGAGUGCAAAUUAAGUUCAGCGUUCAACACCACAAAUCCCUCCAGGCUUGACAAGAAGCUCAGAGACCUUGGCCUUCACUCUGCCUUGUGUAGCUGGAACCUGGACUUCCUGUCAGAUCACCGGAAGGAGGUAAGCAUGGGCUCCCUCACUUCUGACCCUCCGACCCUCAACACAGGUGUCCCUCAGGGCUGUGUACUAAGCCCCCCCUUUACUGUCUGUAAACCCGACAGUAUCACCACCCACAGCUCCAAUCUGCUAAUUAAAUUUGCUAACGACACUACACUAGUUGGCCUAAUCUCAAAUAAUAAUGAGGCAGCCUACAGAGAAGAAGUCAUCACCCUGACACAGUGGUGUCAAGAGAACAACCUCUCCCUCAAUGUUGCAAAAACAAAGGAGCUGAUUGUGGAUUACAGGAGGAAUGGAGACGUUAACCCCUAUUGACAUCGAUGGAUCUGGGGUUGAGAGGGUGAACAGCUUUAAGUUCCUCAGCAUAAACAUCACCGAGGAUCUCAUGUGGUCUCUACAUACCAGCUGUGUGAUGAAAAAAGCACAACAGCGCCUCUUUCACUUUACACAGUUGAAGAAGUUUGGUAUGGGGCCCCUCAAAUUCUAAGAGGUUUCUACAGGGGCACAAUCGAGAGCAUCCUGACUGGCUGCAUCACUGUCUGGUAUGGGAACUGUACUUCCCUCAAUCGCAGGACUUUGCAGAGAGUUGUGCAGACAGCCCAGCGCACCUGUAGAUGUGAACUUCCCGCUAUUCAGGAUAUUUUUACAAUGAUAGGUGUGUAUAAAGGGCCUGAAGGAUCAUUGGAGACCCGAGUCACUCCACCCACAAACUGUUCAGCUGCUACCACCCAGGAAAUGAUACCACAGCAUAAAAGCCAGGACCAACAGGCUCCAGGACAUUGUCUUCCACCAGGGCAUCAGACUGAUUAACUCAUGCUGACACAACUGUACUUCUAUGUUAUAUUGACUAUCCUGUUGUACAUACUAUUUAUUACAAAUUACUAUAAAUUGCACAUUGCACAUUUAGAUGGAGACGUAAUGUAAAGAUUUUCACUGCUGAUGUAUAUGAAGGAUGCAAGGAAUAAAGUCAU